AUGCAGAACAACAAGACAGAUGGCGAGGAGGGAGAGGGGGGACCCAACAUCCAGGGUGAUGGGAUCCCGAAAGAAACCAGUCCGUUCAUCAACAGUGACGGGGAGAAAAGCCAACACUAUGAUGGCAAGAACAUGGCUUUGUUUGAGGAGGAAAUGGAUACCAGUCCGAUGGUGUCCUCUCUGCUGUCUAGUCUUGCCAAUUACUCAAACUUACCAACAGGCAGCAAGGAGCACGAGGAGGCUGAGAACAAUGAGGAAGCUCCACGGGCCACCAAACAGCCUGUUAAGGCUCCACAGUUGGGCACUCUGAUGGGCGUGUACUUGCCCUGUAUCCAGAACAUAUUUGGGGUCAUCCUGUUCUUAAGAAUGACUUGGAUGGUAGGAAUCGGUGGAGUUUUGGGUUCUUUCAUCAUCGUCUUAUGCUGCUCAACGACCAUGCUGACAGCCAUUUCCAUGAGUGCAAUUGCCACUAAUGGAGUUGUCCCAGCUGGAGGUUCUUACUACAUGAUAUCACGUUCUCUUGGCCCGGAGUUUGGAGGAGCAGUUGGGAUCUGCUUUUAUCUGGGGACCACAUUUGCAGGUGCCAUGUACAUACUGGGCUGUAUAGAAAUAUUACUGAUUUACAUAGUUCCUCAAGCUGCUAUCUUUAAGAUGGAGGGCCUGGAGGGAGCAGAGGCAGAGAUGGCACUCCUCAACAACAUGAGGGUCUAUGGCACCAUCGUCCUGAGCUUCAUGUCACUGGUGGUAUUUGUGGGGGUCAAAUACGUGAAUAAACUGGCACUGGUUUUCCUCGCUUGUGUGAUUCUGUCCAUUUUGGCUGUCUAUGCUGGAGUUAUCAAUACAAUCAUAGAACCUCCACUGUUCCCUGUGUGUCUUCUGGGAAACCGCACGCUUCUCUCCAAAAGUUAUGACGUUUGUGCAAAGGCAAUUGAAAUAGACAAUGAGACAAUCACCACCAAACUGUGGCUGUCCUUUUGCGAUUCUGACGUUCUCAAUGCCACAUGUGAUGAAUAUUUCAAUAACAACAAUGUCACAGAAAUUCAAGGCAUCCCGGGAGUGACUAGUGGCAUCCUGUCAGAAAAUCUUUUUAGUAACUAUCUUGAAAAGGGCAUGAUGUUGGAGAAGAAAAAUGUUUUGUCAGAACAAGACCCAGACACUCCGACCACUAAUUCAGGACGAUAUGUGCUCGCAGACAUUACCAGCUUUUUUACACUUUUGGUGGGGAUUUACUUUCCCUCUGUAACAGGCAUAAUGGCAGGAUCAAAUAGGUCAGGAGACUUGAAGGAUGCUCAAAAAUCAAUCCCUAUUGGUACAAUUGCAGCCAUCACCACAACAUCUACAGUGUAUAUGUCUUGUGUGGUGCUGUUUGGAGCUUGUAUAGAGGGAGUAGUCCUGAGAGACAAAUUUGGUGAAGGAGUGAACGGUAACCUGGUCAUUGGUACUCUGGCAUGGCCGUCACCAUGGGUGAUUGUGUUUGGGUCAUUUUUUUCCACUUGUGGAGCAGGUCUGCAGAGUUUGACUGGGGCUCCACGCCUCCUACAGGCCAUUUCUCGAGACGGAAUCAUUCCUUUUCUCAGAGUGUUUGGACAUGGCAAAGCAAACGGUGAGCCAACCUGGGCCCUCCUGCUCACUACCAGUAUUUGUGAGAUUGGCAUCCUCAUCGCCUCUCUGGAUUCAGUCGCUCCCAUUCUCUCUAUGUUUUUCUUGAUGUGCUACAUGUUUGUGAAUCUGGCCUGUGCCCUACAAACCUUACUGAGAACUCCAAACUGGAGGCCCCGCUUCAAGUUUUAUCACUGGACUUUGUCUUUCUUGGGUAUGAGCCUCUGUCUGUCUCUGAUGUUCAUGUGUUCCUGGUAUUAUGCCAUAGUAGCCAUGGGCAUUGCCACCUGCAUUUACAAAUACAUUGAGUUCUGUGGAGCUGAGAAGGAGUGGGGUGAUGGAAUACGCGGCAUAUCUCUCAGUGCCGCUCGAUUUGCUCUGAUGAGACUUGAGGAAGGCCCACCACACACCAAGAACUGGAGGCCUCAGCUUCUGGUCUUGGUGAGUUUGGACUCUGAGCAGAAUGUGGAGCAGCCUCGUCUCCUCUCUCUGACCAAUCAGCUCAAAGCAGGAAAAGGCCUCACCAUCGUUGGCACCUCUGUUCAAGGCACAUUCCUGGACAACCACAUUGAGGCCCAGAGAGCAGAACAGGCCUUAAGAAAGCUGAUGGAGACAGAGAAGGUGAAGGGCUUCUCUCAGGUGGUGGUCUCUUCCAGUCUGAGAGAUGGUACCUCCCACCUGAUCCAGGUCGGGGGUCUUGGAGGCCUUAAACAUAACACAGUGAUGGUCAGCUGGCCUCAUAACUGGAAACAGCCACAAUACAACCAACAAUUCAGAAACUUUAUUGAGGUGGUACGGGAAACAACAAUUUCCAGCCUGGCUCUGUUGGUUCCUAAAAACAUCUCAAGUUAUCCCUCAAAUGGAGAACGUUUUACUGAGGGCCACAUCGAUGUGUGGUGGAUUGUUCACGAUGGAGGGAUGCUGAUGCUCCUGCCCUUUCUAUUAAGACAGCAUAAGGUGUGGAGGAAGUGUAAAAUGCGCAUUUUCACUGUUGCUCAGUUGGAUGACAACAGCAUCCAGAUGAAGAAAGAUCUCAUCACAUUCCUCUAUCACCUCCGAAUAGACGCCAUGGUCGAAGUGGUGGAGAUGCUUGACAGUGACAUCUCAGCCUACACUUAUGAGAAGACUCUGAUAAUGGAGCAGCGUUCACAAAUCCUGAAACAGAUGCAACUGACAAAGACUGAGAUGGAGAGAGAGAUCCAGAGCAUCACAGACUCAUCCCGUGGAUCCAUAAGGCGCAAAAGUGCAUCAGCCUUUCGCUCCCAACGCAGCACAGACGAGUCAUCUACAGUCACAGAGGAGGAGUCUGCAGCUGUCCCCAACCGUAAAAACAGCAAAAAAACAUCUACACCCGCAAGCCCCACUUCCCUCAGUUCACCAGCAGGGGGCACUGGUACCUGGACUGAUGGGAAAGCACAAGAGAGCAGUCCAAACAUGGUCACAGAGGGAGGCAAAGACAACUUCAACAUGAAACCGAACCAGACAGAUGUGAGGCGCAUGCACACGGCCCUGAGACUGAAUGAAGUCAUCAGUAAGAAGUCCAAGGAGGCCAAACUGGUCCUGCUCAACAUGCCAGGGCCUCCCAGGAACCGCAUCGGGGAAGAAAACUAUAUGGAGUUUCUAGAAGUGCUCACUGAAGGUCUAAAUCGAGUCCUACUAGUUCGAGGAGGAGGGAGAGAGGUCAUAACAAUCUACUCAUAAACAGCAAAACAAUAGAGCAUUGAAGAGGCUACACUACAUGCACUUUUGUGUGUCUUAAUGAAAAGGCUAGUUAUUGUCAUUAUUAUUAAGCAGUUAGUCUGAAUAAUUAACUAGAUAGUUGUAAAUUUUUUCUUCUGAUUUAUUUAGAUAUAAUAUUUUACUCUCUUUGGUUACAUUUAACAUGUCUCUGAAGUGAAGUGGAGUGCAUUAAAACUGCAUAACUCACGGCUCUAUGCUGUUUAUCUCUUAUACCACGGCUACAAAAUGGCUCACUUGUGAAUAAGAAAAGCUUGUUCACUGUCUGUAAAUGUCUCAAUUAUUUCUAUGUUUUAAAUUAAGCUAGUCCCUACAUGCUACUCACAGCAGUUAAGCAUUUGAUUACCCUUUUAUAUGGCGAUGUCAUGGCAAUGGCUGCAGUUUUGUUUUUGUUUUUGUCAAUAACAUCACAUAAAAUAUUACGAUCAGCCAGAAUAAUGUCAGAUAUUACAGUAGAUAAAAUGUUCUCGUACAGUGAAACUUUGAUAGAAACUGCAGCAGUAAAAAUGAAAAAUAAAAAAAUAAAAAUAGAAACACCUUAUCACAUCCAUACUAAUAAAAAACACAUGAAAUAAAUUAACAAAUAAUUGCACUGAUUAGCGGUACACUCAUUACACAGCAGAACACAAUACUGUCUUUGUCUGAAAUCAGUAAUAAAGCAACAAACAUCUAGUAUCUGUAUUUGAUAAUAGCCUGUAUCAUAAACACAUUUGAAUUGUUUUAUUUUGUUUGAGAAAUGUCCAUCUAUUACAGCCAUAAAGAUCACCUGUAUAAGCUUGAGUACAGACGCCAUGGUUGAAUAUAAUGAAAUAACGAAUAUAUGGAAAAACUGUACAUAAACAGAUUUGUGUUUGUACGGAUAAAGAUCACCAUUGCAUUAAAUUACUUUCUGUAUGUCUCCAAUAGAAUCAAUGUAGCAUCUUUUUUUUGUGUUUAUAUCAUAUCAUUUUGCAAAAGGUUGUAGAUAGCCCUGUUGUUGUUUUACACUUUUGUUUUGCUUAAUUUAAACAUAUUUUAAAUGCAUACAUACAUAUUUGUUAUAGAAUGAUUUUAUUUUUAUUGUAUUUACUGGCCUCAAUUGACAGGAAGAGACAGGAUUCAGUCAGAAAUGGCUUGCUGUUUAAACAAAAUGAAAACAAAAUAACAAAAUCAGUGGCUGUACAUUUUACAUAGACACCAUUAAAAUUGUCACAUCUACACAUUCCUAUGCAGUGGUGGAGCAUAACAAAAUCAAAGGAGUAAAACACUAUAAUUAAGUAAAAAUUUUAGGCAUCUGUAAUUUUUACUUUUAGUUUUUACUACAUUUGAAAGAAGGUAUUUAUACUUUCUACUCCACUACAUUUUUGAACUGGACUGAAAAGUAUAUUUAUUAUGGUAUGAGACCUGCUGAAAAGCCUGAGUGGUUUGUUUUUAACACAUUUGCAGCUUGAGCAAAUAAAAAUAUACAAAGAGAAACAGAUUAAUUAAAUUGCUCACUUCAGUCACUACAU
This is a messenger RNA of Boleophthalmus pectinirostris (great blue-spotted mudskipper), 4826 nucleotides long. It is a transcript of the gene slc12a5b, whose product is annotated as solute carrier family 12 member 5b. Gene Ontology annotation, cellular component: membrane. Gene Ontology annotation, molecular function: potassium:chloride symporter activity. The record is from RefSeq and is a predicted model, not a curated record. Gene Ontology annotation, biological process: potassium ion import across plasma membrane; chloride ion homeostasis; potassium ion homeostasis. Lineage: Eukaryota; Metazoa; Chordata; Actinopteri; Gobiiformes; Gobiidae.